UCCAUAGGCGAUGCCAUACUGAGACCUCAUCAUUAGUCACCAUCAGUUUGACUGACAUCACCAUGGCGACCAGGACGGCAGAGGUCCAGCGGAGGAUCGUGUCCAAAGACGGCCACAACAACGUGCGCGUCGACAACGUGGAGGGCAUGGUGAAGCUGUACCUGCACGACAUCUGGACCACGGUGGUGGACAUGAAGUGGCGCUACAAACUCACUCUGUUCGCCUCCACCUUCGUCUUGACCUGGUUCAUCUUCGGGGUCAUUUUCUACUUCAUCGGCAUGGUCAACGGGGACUUUGAUCCCAACUUGAGCGCCAACCGCACGGCCUGCGUGGAGAAAGUGAAGACCCUCACCGGAGCCUUCCUGUUCUCCCUGGAGUCGCAGACCACCAUCGGUAACGGUUUCCGGUACAUCACAGAAGAGUGUCCGCUGGCCAUCUUCACGCUCGUGGCUCAGCUCGUCAUCACCGGCCUGGCUGAGAUCUUCGUCACCGGGCCUUUCUCGCCCAAACUGGCCCCGCCCAAAAGAAAAGAGCGUAGGACCAUCAAGUUCAGUAAGUCUGCGGUGAUCUGCCGCGCGCCGGGAAAGUGUGGUCUGAUGGUGAGGGUGGCCAACAUGAGGAAGAGUCUUCUGAUCCAGUGCCAGCUGACGGGGAAAUUCCUCCAGUCCAACGUCACGGAGGAAGGUGAGACGCAGAUCCACCAGAGCUCUGUGGACUUCUUCAUGGACUCCAGUGGAGAGUGCCCCUUCCUGAUCCUCCCGCUCACCUUCUACCACGUCCUGGACGCGCACAGUCCUCUCACAGGCCUCAACGCAGAGAACCUGCAGACCCGAGACUUCGAGCUGCUCGUGAUGAACGCCACCAUGGAGUCCACCGCCGCCACGUGCCAGAGCCGCACCUCUUACGUCCCGCAGGAGAUCCUCUGGGGGUACGAGUUCAAGCCGGUGUUGUUCAGCACCACGGGGGGCCGAUACGUGGCAGAUUUCAACUUCUUCGACAAGGUGCAAGUCACCAACGAUGCGGUUUUCCUGAACAACACGGAGAAGCUCAAACUGGAGGAGGACUACAAGACAGAAUAGAGGACGUGUUGUUUUUUACACCGUUUGAUGUAAUGGUGAAAGUUAGUUUGGGCUUGAUCAGUUGAACUUAGUUUUGAUUUUUUCAACGUUUUAGACAUUUACAUAAACAGUAGAAUACUCAUUACCUUCCACCAACCCAACCAUCUUGGCAUUACAUUGAGAAUAACAGAUUGCUGCAGGAAUGAGUCCUCAAAUCUUGGAAUGAGUCGCAUUUUUCGACGUCUUGGUUACCUUUCUCAAAGUUGAUGGGUUUUCUGAAUUAGUUUUUUAGAUACAGGACAUUUACCCCUGCGGUUAACACGAGCUUCAGAGACUUUCCAACAAUCAAAACAAUCCUUGGCUCUACUUAGAGAAUAUUACUCUACUGCAGAAACUUUUCCUAAAAACUGAAAAAGAGCUCACAUUUUGUGCUUCAAGUUUCACCAUCUCAAGGCCGAUAUUUUUACCGAAGAUGUUCUCCCUGGCAACUUGCAACACAUUAGAUUACAUCCACCUUUAUUGUGAUUGCACAGAGUACAAGUGCUAACCAGAGGUAUACACACAGAAAAAGAAAAAAGAGUUGUAGUAUAAUAUAAAUAUAUAUAUACUGUGACAGGUAUAAACAGAGCUGAAUGUAUUUACACUAUGAACAUGAUAAAGGUGGACAUUAUUAAACAGCAGUUUAGAAAUUGGAGACACUAUAAAUCAGGUAUAAAAAUAUACAGUUUAAUACAGACACUAUCCACAGAAUAAAUACAGAUCGUUAUUGACGUCGACACAUCAGAAUGAGGCUCACAUAAACACACCAGGGUUCUUUAUAUGACUUUGGGAAUAGCAAACAAGCGGUAAGAAAUCCAACUGUUCAAGACAUGAUUCAUGUGAAGAUGUAAAAUGUAUUUGUUGUGUUUUAAGUAUGAGAAGAUAGCUGAACAUGGAAGAGUGAAAUUAUGUUUAUAAAAGGUUUAUGAUGUAGAUGUUUUGUAAAUAAAGAAAAGUAAAAAUAUA
Messenger RNA from Trematomus bernacchii (emerald rockcod), 2063 nucleotides. It is a transcript of the gene kcnj15, whose product is annotated as potassium inwardly rectifying channel subfamily J member 15. Gene Ontology annotation, biological process: potassium ion import across plasma membrane; regulation of monoatomic ion transmembrane transport. Gene Ontology annotation, molecular function: inward rectifier potassium channel activity. Lineage: Eukaryota; Metazoa; Chordata; Actinopteri; Perciformes; Nototheniidae. The record is from RefSeq and is a predicted model, not a curated record. Gene Ontology annotation, cellular component: plasma membrane.